AUGUGUAUGGUAUUGUGUUCUUUUAUAAGGACUGUAAAAUGAGUAGUGUACAAUAAAUUGUACACUAUUUUCAAAUUUGUUCCCUUUUUUCAAACUCGUACCUGCAGUAGACAGUUUAUUAGGUUGCUUAUAACAUAUAACAGACCAAACGAGGCACAUAAAAACUAUUUACACCAAAAUCUAAUUUAACGAGUGUGGAUGAUUUACAUACACCAAAGUACUUAAACCUUCAUUAUUUUAAUAAUAAUUACUAAUGGAUUAUUAUUUGAACAACAAACAUCCGUAAAUCUCUUUAGCUCGUUAUUGUAAAUAUUUUGAAGUUUUAUUCACCUCGAUUAGUUUUAAGUGAUAACUAGAUGAUAAAAUUAUAAUAGUCUGGGCACAAUGUUACACAAUUUAACGGAAAAGCUUUGGUUUGCAAUGCAAAAAUAAGGAAUUAUCAGUAGGGAAGAGAUGACUUCAAGUGCAUCAGAAUGUUACCUAAUAUCAUAAUUUGUAAUGUUUAAACGAAUGCAAAAAACAGAAAUAACGUUAACUUCGGUUGCAUAGAUUUUUUAAUACCCUUCACAAAUACAAAAGAUUCCAUAUAAGAACAUGAUUUCCAUCAGACAGUUUAUAUGACAUGUAUUUUAUAUACAAGUACCACUCGCUUUGCCCCGUGGUGUUACCUGUCGUUUAUUAAUUAUUGUUUUUUAACAGUAAAAAUAAUGAGUAUUCUCAUUUUCAAAAGCAAAAUAGUUUAAAUUUGAGCAUUGGAAAGAUCAAUUUAUAAAAUUUGAUGACCAACAGAACGGGGCAAUUGAUUAUGCUUAUGUCUCGGGUCGUAGAGACCUAACAUUUUAUUGCAGCACAAUAUUGCAGUAAACAACGUUGCGAAAUUUAUUGCUGUCUGCGUAAGAAAAAAGGUUUCUUGCUGUCGACACACUCCAGCAACCCACAUACAGUUGUCCGUGGCAGAAGAGCAGGGUGCCCUGGUGAAUGCCAUCAACUUUUAAAGUUUGUCCUUGAUUUUUAUUUAUAGCGAUAGAGAAAGUCACUUCUAAACAGUGUUGGUACAUGUAGGGAAAAUUCCCUACACGUAGGGAUUUAAUUCGAAAAAAAUGGACGUGGGGAAAAAAGGACAGAUUUUUAUAUAUAAGUAAAAUGUAGGGAUUUUCCGACAAAGCAAAAUCGAAAUUUCUAUGUAAUUUUUUUUCGGGCAAAAUACAAAUAAGUCUAUUUGGCAACUUUUUAUCAAGAAUAUGUUCGAAUGGCAGCAUUAAAUCGGUUUCAACUUCACGUUGUCAAAGGCAACACUCUGAAAAAGUGUUUGUAUGGCAACAUGCUGGCGUCGCAUAUAAUUCGUUUGCCGCUUUUUAAUUUGAUUGCUGACUUUUUGUGAGAAAUGAGUUCUUCAACAGAAUCGGACGAGAGUAUUGCAAAGAGCCGCAAAUAUCGUAAACAAAAGUUUACAAAUAAAUGGCUAGGAGACGAAAGAUUCAAGGGUUGGUUACAAGCUCUGGCCGGUGAGUCGUUUAAAUGCAAAUGCGCUGCCUGCAACAAAAUUUUAAAUUGCGGCAAGUCUGAUUUAUUGAAACACGCAGAAACAAAAGCACACCAGAAAAAUGUAAAAGCCAUAAGCAAAACGAGCAAAUUGAAUACGUUUUUUAAGAGAAACGUAAAUGCAGAAGAGGAUAUAGAUAAAAAAAAAUUUGAAAUAAGACUCAGCAUGUUUUUCGCUGAACACAAUGUCGCUUUGACAGUGGUAGAUCACCUAAUCCCACUUUUGAAAGAAAUAGCGCCGGAUUCUGAAAUUAUAAAAAAUGUUGAUCUUGGGAGGAAAAAGUGCACCAGCAUAAUAAAAAAUGUAGUAGCAAAAGAAGAAAAGGACAACUUGGUAAAUAAGUUAAAAGUAAACCCGUUUUCCGUAAUGAUCGACGAGAGCACAGAUAUCGGCCUCAAUAAGCAUAUGUGCAUCCUGGCCAGGUUUUACGACGAAGAAAAGGGACGAGUUGUGGUAAAGUUGUUGGAUCUACUACCAAUAGGAGCUGAUUGCACUGGAGAUGCUCUAUACAAGACUUUUAAGGAAUUAAUUUUAUCCCUAGGAAUUCCAUUUAAUAACAUAAUUGGCAUGUGCAGCGACGGCGCAAAUGUUAUGGUCGGGAAAUGCAAUUCAUUCGCUUCCAGGUUGAUUAAUGACAUUCCAAACGUGGUCGUUGUAAAAUGUAUUUGCCAUUCGGCCGCAAUUAUUGCAAGUAAAGCUUGCUUAGCACUGCCAAGAGCACCCGAAGAUCUUUUGCGGCAAAUCGGUUCGUAUGUCUCUGGAAGUUCCAAGAGAUGUGCGCAAUUGGAAGUUGUGCAGGAAAUGCUAGAUUUGGUAAAGCAGGUUAUGGAGUCAAGUGCAUCAUGUGGCGCAGAUUUAGCGCAGGGAAGUGGUAAAGAUCAGCAUGAAAAUGGUGAGCCAUCGUUGAACAACGAUCGGGUAAGGACGCAGUUGGAGGUGCAGAUUAGCGCGUUAUGUGGCGCAGUGGAAGUGCUAACUGCACAACUGCAUACUCUUCGUUUAACAGUUCCGGACAUUCGAGAAACAGUGCCCCCAGUUACGCAAGCGCCGAUACCAACGUCGUUGACAAUGUCAGCAUCAUUUGCGUCGCAUGUAGAACGCAAUUUAUCUUGCACGCAUGUAUGCAAUCAUCGUCAUAUCUGCAUACACUCAGUUCUCGAAAUUGGACGAAGAAAGGAGAGAGACAAGGAGUUAAUAUUACGGUUGUUCCAAGCUACAAAUCCUAAUACUGGCAAAACUCCCACUCCAACAAUAUACCAAGAAGCCAUGAUGCAAUACCAGAAUGUAACAGAUGUACAAAUCGAAGACAUAAAGGAAUUACCUAUUUUCCAAGGAAACAAAGAAGAAUACGACAUUGAAGAAGAAGAAACGGUCACUAUUUUCGAGCAAAUAAACGAUGAAAUCGAGAACGAAGAGGACCACGAUGAAACUGUAGAUCCUAUAGUCGAUGAUGCCGAAGAAACUUCCGUCUUCGAUAGUUCAAUCGGUAUUGAAGACGAUGAAAACCCAACACCUGGUCCGUCAAGAAGAAUGAAGCGACGGAAAUUGACCUAA
This is a messenger RNA of Bactrocera tryoni, 3097 nucleotides long. RefSeq lists its product as uncharacterized. The coding region runs from base 1385 to 3097 and encodes 570 amino acids. NCBI's taxonomy places the organism in Eukaryota, Metazoa, Arthropoda, Insecta, Diptera, Tephritidae. The transcript has 6 exons. The record is from RefSeq and is a predicted model, not a curated record.